Hevea brasiliensis (rubber tree) is the source of this 672-nucleotide messenger RNA. RefSeq names its product proline-rich receptor-like protein kinase PERK3. The transcript has 5 exons. The record is from RefSeq and is a predicted model, not a curated record. NCBI's taxonomy places the organism in Eukaryota, Viridiplantae, Streptophyta, Magnoliopsida, Malpighiales, Euphorbiaceae. Bases 1 to 672 code for a protein of 223 amino acids.
AUGCAGAAUUAUGCGGAUCCAGAGCAUUAUCCUCAAAGAGACUCUAAAAAGUCGGAUGUUUAUUUCUAUGGUAUGGUUCUUCUAGAACUAAUAUCUGGGAAAAAAACUAAGCUUGAAGACACUGUUAUUGCUUGGACAAAACCUUGGAUUCAAUGGGCUUUGCGCAACCAAGACUAUAAAAAUCUGGUCAAUUCCAAAUUAUUGCAAAUGGACUAUAACAAAAAAGAAAUGGAAGCAAUGAUUUCUUGUGCUGCAGUUUGCAUAUAUAAACCUUCAAAUUCUCGUCCAAAAAUGAAUCAGAUAGUUCGAGUUAUUGAAGAAUAUAUUUCUAUAGAAGAAAUAUGGAAUGAGAAGAAUGACAACAUAUUCCUGAAAGAUAAUCCUGAGUCUAGUGGAUCUAAUAAUAUUGAGCUCAAUGGAUCUCAGAAACUAAAGCCUCAUGUCAGUUCAAAAGCUAAUGAAUCUCAUAAUUUUGAGCCUAAUGAAGCUCAAACUGUUGAGUCCAAUGGAUCUCUAGAGCCGAAGCCUCUUGUCAGUUCGGAAGUUAAUGGAUCUCAUAAUGUUGAGCUCAAUGGAUCUCAGAAGCCGUACCUCUUGUCAGUUCAGAAGUUAAUGGAUCUCAUAAUGUUGAGCCCAAUUAAUCUCAGAAACCGAAGCCUCUUGUCAGUUUAG